AUGCCAACACCAUUGAAACUUGUGAACGUGCUGGUGGCCACUGAUGUCGCUGCACGUGGACUGGAUUUGAAACGUGUUUCCGUGGUCGUGAGCUACGAGCCUGCCGUGUCCUUGGAUGCUCACGUGCAUCGCAUUGGUCGCACCGGGCGGGCAGGGAAGAAGGGCGAGGCCUACAGCCUGCUGCAGUCCGAGGCGCCGAGCCAGGAUGUGACGACCGCACGGCUGCUGGUGCAGUCCUUCCAAAGUGCUGGACAGGCGACGGGAACCGAAGUGUCGUGUCGCGACGGCGAGAAAAUGGGACGCCAGUCAUGGGCGAAUGAUGCCGCGCCUGGGGGACUGGGUCAAGCUGUCGACCAGGCCGCGAUGUGUCACCUGGCUGUGUCCAAGUCUACUCGGGCCCUAAGUUUUCUGUCUCGCGCCCACGAGGUGGUCUUAGCCUACGUCCUGGCUGAUCUGCUUGAACUGCCGAAGGACCCGUUGCUCUUGAAAUUCCUCGCCAUGAGCGCAGAGCAUGACGAGCUCUACGACGUGGCGGCGGAAUAUCUGUUGCAGCACCCACAGGAGUCUUUGCGCAACUACGUCUCAAUCUCGCGACCGGAACAACAGGAUCGCGCUGCGCAGUGCCAGGCGGAGGGCCGCACGGCCGAGGCCAUCUUGGCGUACGCCUGCGCGCGGCAGGGCGAACAGGCCGUAAGGUUAGCCACUGAUGCCCUGAUGCAACUCUUUCAAAGCCCGGAGGGAUGGACACUCGCUGAGUGCCAUCGGCCCUUCGAAGCCAGCGCCAUGGAUGCGGCCAUUGACGGCGCGCUGGGGGCCUUCCGGAGCAAGCUGCUGCAGUCCCUUGAGCUUGAAGUCUCCUUUCUGGAACAUCGCAUUAAGCAGGAGUUGCACAGUGACCCGCCAUCAGUGACCUGGGCCGACCACGACCCGUCAUUGAGUGAUGAAGCCAACAGCAGCGUGGUGAACGUGGACACCGUUGAAGAAGUGGAUCCUCGCGGCACGGCUGCGUCACAAACGAGUCAACCCGGAGCUGAUCUUCACAAGGUCAUGUUGAAGAAAUGUGGCAGUUAUGAGAGCGCGUCUCGUGGACAUUUGCCUCAAAUCAGAGAACAGAUCCGAACGCUGGAAUUUCGAGCAGAAAGUGUCAGCAGCUGCUUUACGACCUUGGCGCAUUCGCCGUAUUUCGAUCUCCUGUGGGCCCUGAUCAUCGCCUCGAAUGCGGCCUUUCUGGGUAUCCAACUGAACUUCCGGGAGACCAAUUUCUUUGUGGUUCAUUUCAUCUAUGCGUGCCUGUUUGCACUCGAGUUGCUCUUGCGCGUCGUCUCCGAUGGUCCGCGGCGCUACUUUUUGGGCCGCGGCUGGGCCUGGAAUUGGUUGGACGUGCUGGUGGUUUCUGCUGCGUGGAUCGAUAUCAUUCUGGAAGUCUUGGGAUCAAGCGACAAAACGGACGUGAAUUCGAGUGUCCGGGUGUUGAGACUCUUCCGAGUGUCUCGCUUGCUGCGGAUCGUCAAAACCAUUUGGAUCGUGAGAUUUGUGGGCGCCUUGAGGACAUUGGUGUCCUCCCUGGUUGACACCUUGAAGCCACUCUUCUGGGCCAUGGUGCUUCUUUUUAUCAUCAUUUAUAUUGCAGGAGUUCUAUUUACAGAUGUGGUCCUGGAGCACAAAGAAAACCAUGAGCAAGAUGCCAAUGCUACUCGCUUCUUUGGCUCCUUGUCGGUUUCCAUCGAGACCCUGUUUCGCUCCAUCUCUGGAGGCUACGACUGGGCCGGAGCGGCAGAUGCCUUGAGACCCUUGGGUGAGGUUUGGGUCUUGCUCUUUCAAAUCUACAUUGCAUUCUGCAUGUUUGCUGUCCUCAAUGUCAUGACCGGUGUCUUUUGUCAUUCAGCCAUCCGCUCUGCUGAGCAAGAUCACGAGAACCGUCUCGAUAGUCGACACGAAUUUCGAAAAUUGGUCAGUCGGAUUUUUGAGCGUAUGGAUCAAAGUGGCGAUGGAAAAAUCACGCUGGCAGAGUUCGAGAUGAUGUUUGAAAAUGAAGGGAUGCAAGCCUUCCUGGAAAGUGCCGAGAUCAACGCCUCGGACGCCUGGACACUCUUCGCGUCUUUGGACGUUGAUGGCGGCAACGUCAUCGACGUCGACGAGUUCACCAAGCGCUGCAUGUCCUUGCGCGGCCCCGCACGGUCCAUGGACGUCUUCGCCGUGAUUCGGCACAACCUGAAGAUCCGCGAACAGCUGCAGAUCUUGAACGAGAAGCUUGGAUACCUCGGCCGCGAUCUGGCGCGCUUGGAUCAAGUGUCAUUGUGACACUAAGAAAGUGGCGUUUUACAAACUGCUGAGGCUAAACCCACUGUAGCUCUGAUAGAUAACUAUGAAUCUAUGUAUCG
This is a messenger RNA of Cladocopium goreaui, 2381 nucleotides long. The record is from the annotation of a GenBank genome assembly. Lineage: Eukaryota; Dinophyceae; Suessiales; Symbiodiniaceae.